This is a messenger RNA of Bubalus bubalis (water buffalo), 4262 nucleotides long. It is a transcript of the gene ADPRH, whose product is annotated as ADP-ribosylarginine hydrolase. The record is from RefSeq and is a predicted model, not a curated record. Gene Ontology annotation, molecular function: magnesium ion binding; ADP-ribosylarginine-[protein] hydrolase activity. Bases 513 to 1574 code for a protein of 353 amino acids. Gene Ontology annotation, biological process: protein de-ADP-ribosylation. The transcript is spliced from 4 exons. Lineage: Eukaryota; Metazoa; Chordata; Mammalia; Artiodactyla; Bovidae.
GUAUUAUUAUUGCCCCAUUUUAUGGAUGAGGGGCCCAGAACCGUUACAAAGGCCACUCACGCAAUCAGCACCGUUUUCCGAGAUCGGGGCCACACACUAUUCACUGCCCAGGGGAGCUGGACUGGAGGAAAGGCCGAGGCUUCACGCUGGGGUCACUCCUGAGUCCUCGACAGGGGUGAGGGUGGGGUGGGGUGUUGGUGGCGGAGCGGCGCCACUUCCCUUCGUCCUUGCUCCGCGGCGUCCCCACCCCCUCCCCCCUCCCCCCGAGCCGAGGGGACGGUUGACUCAGCGGGCAGCGGACGCUCGAGCAACUGCAAGCGCCGGGCACCGGUCCGGGCCGGUGGAACCUGAGCGCGAUCCGCGGACGCGGCGCUCCACCCAGCUUGGUGCUCAGCUCUCGGCUCGCGCCGGGGUCCGCGCUGGGCCUCCUCGCACCCUGACUUCCCGGCGCCCGGCCCCGCCCUGGGCUCACGAGCGUGACACCCCUCCCGGCCACCAGAGACAGCUUCACCAUGAGUGGGGCCCUGAUGGAGAGGUAUGUGGCAGCCAUGGUGCUGAGUGCAGCUGGAGAUGCCUUGGGAUACUUCAAUGGAAAGUGGGAGUUCCUCCAGAAUGGGGAGAAAAUUCACAGGCAGCUGGCCCAGCUUGGUGGCUUGGAUGCCAUAGAUGUGGAGAGGUGGAGAGUCAGCGAUGACACCGUGAUGCACCUGGCCACAGCAGAAGCACUCCUGGAAGCCGGCAAAGUCUCAGACUUGACUCACUUGUAUUCCCUCCUUGCUAAGCAUUACCAGGACUGCAUGGGAGACAUGGAUGGCCGGGCACCAGGGGGUGCCUCAGUGCAGAACGCCAUGCUGCUGGAGCCAGACAAAGCCGAUGGCUGGAGGAUUCCCUUUAACAGUCAUGAGGGUGGCUGCGGGGCCGCCAUGAGGGCCAUGUGCAUUGGUCUCCGGUUCCCUCACAGCAGUCAGCUGGACUCACUGAUCCAAGUGAGCAUCGAGAGCGGCCGGAUGACCCAUCACCAUCCCACAGGCUACCUGGGAGCCCUUGUGUCUGCUCUUUUUACAGCCUAUGCUGUGAACGGCAAGCCUCCCCAGCAGUGGGGAAGAGGACUGAUGGAGGUACUUCCGGAAGCUAAAAAGUACAUUUUCCAAUCAGGCUACUUUGUGGAGCAGAAUCUUCAACACUGGUCUUACUUCCAAGACCAGUGGGAAAAGUACCUAAAACUCAGAGGAAUUUGGGAUGGCAAAUCAGCCCCUACCUUCCCCAAGCCCUUUGAUGUGAAGGAAAGGGAUCAGUUCUACACUUCUGUGAGCUACUCUGGUUGGGGCGGCAGCAGUGGACACGAUGCCCCCAUGAUUGCCUAUGAUGCCAUCCUGGCUGCAGGAGACUCCUGGAAGGAGCUUGCCCACCGAGCAUUUUUCCACGGUGGAGACAGUGAUUCUACCGCUGCAAUUGCUGGCUGUUGGUGGGGAGUGAUGUAUGGUUUUAAAGGAGUGAGUCCCUCCAACUAUGAGAAGCUAGAAUACAGAAACCGGCUGGAAGAGACAGCUAGGGCUUUGUAUUCUCUUAGGUAAUUACCCUAGGGAGAAGUGACAUUCAUUUCUGGUGGUUUCUCCUCUUGUGUAGUCCCUUUUCUACUGUUUCACUUUUUUCAAAGUCAAGAGUCUUAACCUUGUACUCAGGGAAUUUUGAGGUAACAGUCCCUUGGGCACCUGUUACCCAAGGGAACAUUGAAGCUCAAUGUUUCCAAACUUAUCCUGUCUUCACCAGCCCCUGCCCCAAAUGUACCCCUCUUCCUAUCCUGAAGAGUCUAUUUCUCAGUUAAUGGGAUCAGCAUUUCCCAAAUUAGAAAUCAUAUAGCCUCAUAUUUGGGUUUCCAUUUUUACCAUCUGAUCUUUCACUAAGUUGUUUUUUUUUUUUUUUUUUUCUUUCUGUUUGUUUCAGGUUGGGUUACCAAAAGUGGAUUCUAAGACAAAGAUCUGAGUGCAAGUAGUUUUCUUGGGAGGUGAUUCCAGGAAGGACUGUUAGGAGAAUGGGGAAAUGAAACAGGGAAGGGAGAGGAGCCAGGACAAGGUGUGUUGAUGAGCAGGUUCCCACUGUAGGCACUUGAAAUGCAGUCCAUCUGGGUCCUUUGCAUACGGCACUCAGAGUUGUCCCACUGUCUUCCAUCUGAUGUUGGUGGAGGACCACUCUUAUGGGUGCUAACUCCCUGGUGCUUCCUGGCCUGCCUCUUGUAAAGCCAAACAUGAGUGUCUCUAGGUUAAGACUCAGAUGUUUGCAGUGGCAGGCUGUAGGGUGCAUGGGAACAGUGAGUUGUGUAUGUGGGGGUCCCCACAGUGUCUGCUAGAUGGUUCUACAUCCUGAAUAUCCUUCAGAUCUGUCAUUCUUUUACCUUAUGGCACCACAUAUUUUUCAGCUGGAUUUCUGUAUUGCAAACUAUUUAAGUGAAGAGAUUCUGCUCCUAUUAACAGCUGCACCCUCUAAUUUCCUAGGUAUUGCACUUGACAUGGUGCCAGCUCGUUGUCACGUAUUUGACAGUCUUUAUUCUCCUCUAGACAGAAUCUAGCAUGGUGCCCAGGUGCACAAGAGAUGCUUCAUCAACAUAUAUUAAAUGAAUGUUGUUUAUUAGCCUCCUGUCUGGUGCCUCUAAUUCCAGUACUGCCUUCCGCAUUGCCCUCCAGAGAGAUCUUUACAAAUACAUAACAAGUCGAUCAUACUGCACUUGUAAUCAUGUACAAUGAAUACUUACCCCCUGCUUCUUCAUUUCCGGGAGCUCUUCCUUCUCCUCUUUUACCUUCAAGUUCCAGCUCAAGUAGCAUCUCCUUGAUGAAAACCCACUCUGACUGUUCAGGCUCUUGGCCCUCUCUCUUCAAAACACCCACAGCCUUCUGUCUCCAGCUCUGUCACCAUACUGAGCGUGUUGUGCGGUGACUGUGGGUCUUCUGAGGACCCUCUGAGGCUGCUUGUGAAGGCUCGUGUCUCACCCUCUUUGUGGUCUUCCUGUCUAGCCUACCGGAGACACUCAGUGUUUACUGUGGAGGUUCAUCAGUUGGUUUUGAUGUGAAUGCUUUGAGCAUGCACUGUCUCUUGUGUUUCAAAUGCCCUCUACUUCAUAACUAUUAGGAGUGACCUGUGCUAGCCUGAGAGAGAUGAAGGAUUUGAGGCUUUAACCAGGCCUGUGUGCUGACUUCAGUGAGACAGAGAUCUCAACUCUGUAUCUGAAGCAGGACUGCAGCAAAGGCAUCAAAUUUAUCAUUCUUUUGUAUGUAAAGGGAGAAGAAAAUUCCAAAGCUCUUUUUCUGGUUCAAAAGCUCUCAGGUAUUUAUAUAUUUCAGAAAACAGAUGUGUUUUAAAUAAUGAAACUAGUACAGUAGAUUCUUCAGCAGGACAAUCAGAAAUUGCAGACUUUUAGGGGUGGGGAUUUACCAUUUACAGAACAUGGUAAUAACCUCUUAAAUGCAGGUGUCUUAAAUCCAGGUGCACAAGAAGACUCCUCUGUAGAAAUAUUUUGAAGACAGUAUUAGAAUAAUAGAAAACAAUAAAUACAUAUUUACACAGGAUUCUUGAACAGAAGAUUAAGAUGGAGACUUUUAUGACUGUUUUUCAAUUUCCCACUUGAUAAAAAGUGACAGUACAGAAUAGCCUGUACUUUUCUGCAGCUGUAGGAAAAAAAGGAAACAUUUUUUCUGUGUCUUUCUGUCAGGAGAGCUUGCAGUAUUUAUUUAUUUGGCUGCACCGGGUCUUGCAGCCUGUGGGAUCUUCAGUUGCGGCAUGCAAACUCUUAGUUGUGGCAUAUGGGAGCUGUUCCCUGACCAGGGAUCAAACCCAGGCCCCCUGUAUUGGGAGCAGAGUCUUAGCCACUGGACCACCAGGGAAGUCCUCUACCUGCAGUUUUAGGGUGGAGCACUAGAAUUCAGUUAGCACUCACCAAGUGGCAAAACUGAGAGGCUUAAACCUUGUAAUAUAGAAAAGGGAAGAAGAGCAUUUUAGCCAGUGGAUUCUGAGGCAUGACCUGUUUUACCUCUAUAACUGGUUUGAUGAAUUGUCUGAAUUUAGUGGAAGCAAACAUGGAAUGAUUUUCUUUUUCUCCAGCCACUGCCUUUGUAUAAGCUGCUUUCUCUGCUGCUUAGUGUCAUCUUUUUAGUUUUGUGUGGAGAGGGGGGUGGUGAAGGGUAUUAAAAAUCCAAUCCAGUCCAUCCCAGUCCAGAUUUUUUUAAAUUUCAGCUUUACUGAGAUAUGAAUGAAUGUAAAAUUGUAAGAUA